AAAAUGGCAAAUACUUCAGCUGUAUUAGAUGUGGUGACAGAAAAUAAAGACAUAUCUUCUUUAUUAAAAGAUAAGGAGUAUGACAAAUCGAGUAUUUGUAGCGGUUCUUGUGAUAAUUCUUUUGUGCAAUCUCCAAGCCUGGAAAGUUUUUCAACAAUUCAAGACAUCGAAAACCUGUCUGAACUAAAUAUGGAUGAAAAUUCGGAUUUGUGUGUUAAAAUAGAUAAUCCACAGAAACAUUUGGAUACAUUGGAAACGUAUAUCACGUUUAGAAUAACGACCAGGGUGGCAAGAAUCGAAUUUAUUGAUAAUGAGUACAUUGUACGUAGAAGAUACAAUGAUUUUAUAUGGCUUCGGCAGCGUUUAUUAGAAUGUCAUCCAUUUUGCAUUAUCCCUCCACUCCCAGGAAAGCAUUCACUUAUGGGACAGUUAGAUAGAUAUUCCAAAGAAUUUAUUAUACUAAGGAUGAAAGCCUUAAAUGUAUUUAUACGUAGAAUAGCGCAACACCCAAUACUGAGUUGUAAUGAACACUUUAAAGUUUUUAUAACAGCGCAACCAUCGGAAUUCAGUGUACAUCGUAAAAAUCGUCCAAAAAGUGAUAACAUAAAAACAAAUAUAUCCCAUGCAAAUUCUAGUCAUUCAAACUUUAAAAAUCGUCAUUUGGAAUUUGACAAAACAAAAACCUAUUUAAACACGCUAUCGGAAAAACUAGCCUCCAUAGAAAAAAUAUCUAGUCGUAUAAACAAAGAUAGAGCAGAAUUUAUUACAGAGUUAAACAGUUACCAUCCAAUUUACACGUCUUGGGCUACCAGUGAGCCGGAAUUAAGUGAUAUACUGCAAAAUAUAGGAAACGCCUUGGAAAGAAGCACUUCAGCACAAAGUGCUUUAGUACAAAGUUAUAAUGCUACAGUUGGCAACCCUAUCAAAGAUUUUAUAACUUACAUUGAUGUUGUACAAGAUACUUUAAAGAAAAGGGAGGCUUUUCAGUAUGCCUAUGAAAUGUCGAUGGAGGAACUAAACAAAAGACAUGAUGAAAAAGACAAGUUAGUGGCAAAUAGUCAAAAUCCGAGCACUAAUUCGGCCUCCUUCUCACUGUGGAAGCAGCAAAGUAGUGAUGACAAAUUGGAAAAACUUGGGACUUAUAUUCCGCAACUGUUGAAAAAGGUCGAGUCAAAUCAAGAUAAUUUGGAAUGCGCCAACGAGUCGUUAAGAAGCGAUUUGGCUAGGUGGCACCAAGAAAAACAACAGUGCAUUAAAAAUAUUUUGUUGGAUUUUGUUAAUAAACAAAUUAAUUUUCACCAGGCUAAUACAAAUGCAUGGGAACAUGUUACUAAUGAGUUACAACAGAGUAAUGCUUUAAAAAAGCAAAACCAAUAAUCAAAAUUAUUUUAGUUGAUCUCAUUCCAUUAUUAUUAUUUAUUAUUA
Molecule: messenger RNA, 1425 nt
Organism: Brassicogethes aeneus
Lineage: Eukaryota; Metazoa; Arthropoda; Insecta; Coleoptera; Nitidulidae
Source: the annotation of a GenBank genome assembly